Molecule: messenger RNA, 717 nt
Organism: Talpa occidentalis (Iberian mole)
Lineage: Eukaryota; Metazoa; Chordata; Mammalia; Eulipotyphla; Talpidae
Product: C-reactive protein-like
Exons: 2
Coding region: 13-510 (165 amino acids)
Biological process (GO): innate immune response
Molecular function (GO): complement component C1q complex binding; low-density lipoprotein particle binding
Source: RefSeq, a predicted model, not a curated record
CUACCCGGAGACAUGUAUGGGAAGGUCUUUGUGUUGCCCGAAGAGUCAGCUAAUUCCUUUGUGACCCUGAAGGCACAGGCAGAGAAGCCCCUCACGGCCUUCACCCUGUGCCCGCGCUUCUGCACCGACCUGCCCAGCACCUACGGCCUCUUCUUCUACACCACCCGCAAGCAGACAGAAGACAUUCUCCUGUCCAGGCGAGGGAAUGGGGUGUACAGUGUGGGCGUGAGUGGCGCCCAGGUGUCCUUCAGGUCUCCUGUGCACUUCCCUGCCCUGGAGCAUGUCUGUGCCAGCUGCCACUCGGCCUCAGGGAUCGCGGAGCUCUGGGUGGAUGGGAAACCCAUGGUGAGGAGGUGUCUGAAGAAGGGCUACUCCAUCGGGACCGAUGCCAGCAUCAUCCUGGGACAGAGGCAGCAUUCCUUGGGUGGUGCCUUUGAUAUGCAGCAGUCCUUGGUGGGAGACAUGGAGAUGUGUACAUGUGGGACUCUGUGCUGUCGCAGAAAGACAUGAAAGCCGUCUAUGCUGGCUGGACCUUCAGACCUAACGUCCUGGACUUGCGGGCGCUGAAGUAUGAAACUCACGGGGAGGUGUUCAUGGGGACCCCACUGUGGCCUGAGGCCCUGUCCUGACCUUGCAAUGCUUUCCUUCUGUAAGACCUUUAGUUCUUGAUCCUCUGCCCCAUAUACACUGAGGCCCUGCCCUGAACACUAAAGUUAC